Messenger RNA from Acanthaster planci (crown-of-thorns starfish), 2682 nucleotides. RefSeq names its product bolA-like protein 3. Lineage: Eukaryota; Metazoa; Echinodermata; Asteroidea; Valvatida; Acanthasteridae. Gene Ontology annotation, cellular component: mitochondrial matrix. The record is from RefSeq and is a predicted model, not a curated record.
AAGGCUAAUCACGAACCGGAUCAGCCAUUCAAAAUGGCGGCGUCCACGACGAAUGCACGAGACAGUCAGAUCGUCGCUGCGUAGUUGAUUAAGACGCUCCAACAAUACACUGUAGAGGGAGUAAUUAUGUUUCGAAGAAUUUACGGACGCUUGAAUUUGAUGUCAAGAUGGCGAGGCCUGUCAGAUAAUUUGACAUUAACCGAGGGAGAGCAAAAACUGAAGGGUAUUCUGGAAGCAAGGUUUCCUAAAGCUACGCUGAUCCAAGUUCAAGACAUAUCAGGUGGAUGUGGGGCAAUGUACCAGGUCAACAUUGAAUCGGACGACUUUGCAGGCAAGAGAACCCUACAGCAGCACCGCAUGGUCACCCAGGUAUUAGCCGAAGAAGUGAAGCAGAUGCAUGGGUUGAGAAUUUCCACCUCCGUCCCAGAAAAGAAUGAUGCAAGUACCAGGUGAUAAUAUAAAAAGCCUGUAAGUGGUUUCCUGAAAGAAAUAUCCCGGGAAGUGUGUGGGGAAAAUAUUAACCUCAACAGGCAUGCACGGAUGUUUAUGUGGUCCUGAUGGAAAGGAUACUGUGUUUUGGAAUUGGCAUCGUUUGGCACUAACUGCCUUCAAAUGUGCUAAUGUUACAAUAUGUGAACGUGGAAAACAAGUUCACACUUCUCAUAUUUGUCAUUUUUUCUUUUUUUUAUACUAAGGAUUUCUGGUAGAGUCAGCCUAGACAAACACUGCAUCAGGUUUUUAUUUGGAACCAGAGUCAUGUUCCUUUGUUUAAUGUGAACUGACGACUGGUUUCCAUGGUCCUCCCUCAAGGCCCCUUGAUAACACCAGCACCUGCUCCAUUUACAUAAGUGUUCAUGCAAACAGGUGUUCAUUUCUGGUCAAAGGAAGUCUCAACAUUUGAUGCAAAAUAUGGGACAGAGAGACCCCCCCCCUUUGUGAUAGUCAUUAUUUAACCAAACCUCAGGAAUUUCUUUUCAGACAUCAAAGGGGGAUGUGUUAGGUAACAAUAGUCUGGAGUGUCUCUAGGGUCUGUCCCAUAUCUUGCCAGAUAUAAGUUUCAGUGGCUGGUGGUUUGUUUUUCUGGACUGUGGGGUUAUGAAUUGCACCAGCUGGGUUUAGGUUCAGUUGCCCAGCUGCAUUGUGGGUAGGAACUCUGGCGAAGGGAGGGGGGUAGCAGGGACCAUCCCCCAACAAACAUUUAAGAAAAAGAAUAAAUUAUGUAAGAAAGGCCACGAGGGGAUUUAUUUUAUUUCCCUUUCUUCCAAAAUCAUAUAAAAAUACCACAAAAGGUAGCCUCACCCCUUUAAAAGACAAUCACAAAUACCUCAGACGGUUUCCCUAUUCAACAAAACAUAACAUGAACAUAUGAUAAUGACCGCUACAUAAAGAACCCUCUGACAGUUUAAUCCAACCCUAAUGGUCAAGAGUCUGUGUGAAGCGCAGCAUGCAGAACUUGCCACACACGCCCCAAGUCCAUAUAUGGAGGUUCUUCUGGAUAUCUUGUACAAGGAAUAUACAAUAAAAUGGACAUGGGUGUUUGGGAAAAUGAAAGUAAAAUUCUUAAACAAAAUCAUUGGAAAUCUGUUAUAUAUUAACUUCUUUUGACUCUGACUAAAAAAAGGUAUGUAUGAGCAGGGAUAAACGUGCAUUUAAGACCGGCCAAGCACUUAUCAAAGGCUACAUGAAAUAUUCAAAUUUUCAUGCCCCUCCUUUUUGACUCUCAAAAAAAGUGUGGUUCUGGAUUCACCCUUGUGUAGGGAUCAACAGGAAAUUUUUGUCAACUUAAGUCAGCCCAUGGAUUUUUUUGCUCCAAUCAUAUCCAGUAGCUGUAUAUGGGAUGUGACGACCGUACUCACUACCUAUUAAUUUGGAAAGUCCUAAAGCUUAAUACAGACUAAAAUUAAGUCGCUUGGGUGUCAGUUCCCACUUCGGUUUGAAUCAUGCAUCGCAAAUCCUGUUUUGAAUGUCAUUCCAGUGUAUUUAUACCAUGACUGUCAUUUUAGCAUUAUGUAUUCCAUGGCAUGCCAGUUUGUAUGCAGUACUGGUAAUUUUUAUCCACAUCUGUUGAAAAACAGGGAGUUCGCUGUUGAAAUUCUGUGACAUACCAGUCACGAGUUCUCAUCUUUCAAGGUUCCAAGCUCAUGGGUAUGCGGUUAAAAUACAUGAGAUAUGAAUGAGAGAAAGACCUUUAUUUGGAUUAGUCAGAAGAGCCGUGAGGCCCUUCAGCAAACAUCACAAAUGCAUCACAAAAAAGGGCCAAGAAGAACACUCAAAUUUAUAGCUGAAUUUAUAUUAUCCUAUUAUUUAAUUAAAAUCAGAAAUUCAAAGUUCACCUGAGAGAUGUUUUUGUCAGAAUCUGAUCUACAAAAUGUAGUAAAACACAUAAAAACCCUGUGUAUGUGGUGGAACAAAUUUACAGUGUAAUGGGUUCUUGUUAUUCCUAGCUUACCCAUGUUACAUUGAUUUGGGGAGGCUAAGAGGUCAAUAUCAGUUUGGACGUUUUACUUCUAUGAGGACAGCAAACGUUACUUCAGUUUAACAGUGUAGUUUUAACAAAGUUUUAACUUGUAACAGUGUGAUAAUUUUGAAUGAAAACAAAAAUUAAUAAAUUCUAUUGUUGUUGGUCUGGUCGUGUUGAAUGUGUACAGGAUAAAGUGAUAUGUUUUAGUAAUUUAAUUUAAA